ACGUCAAUAUGGUGGCCGAACCGAAACCUCAUCAGACCGGACGAAAACGUCAAAACGUUACCAAAACUGGAAACGAUUGGGACUACUACUACGACAGUUACUACGCGUCUACCGCUUUUCCACCUCGUUUGGCACCGCCCCUGAAGAGACCUCGUUUAAUGCCACCUGCACGAUCCCAACAUCCGAAGCAACAGAAACAACAACCGAGCAACAAUACAGCCACGGUACCGGACUUGAAUCAACUCAAAGUAUACAGUAAUCCAGAUAUACUUAUAUGCGGCAACUGCAGGGAAAUGUUCUCCGAUCUUGGGGAGCUGCUCGAACACAAGCGGAACUACUGCAAACUGCGGUUCACAUGUAAAUGUCACACCUUCAACGGAGCCGCCCCAAGAGACUCCACGACGGCCCUGCUCUGUGUACUCUGCAAGGUAUCUUUCCCAACAGCAUGGGAACUGAUGGUUCAUGCUCAAGCUGCUCAUAUGAUAAACAUAUACGAACUUGGUACACGAGCACAGAGUCCGAGAUCAACGCAGAGUCCACCCCAUAGUCCACCCCAUAGUCCGAGUCAGCACGUCAAGGAAUCAUCUUCACCUUCACCACCGGACUUUCAAGAGAUCAAAGCAACGGAUUGUGAGGAACGCGUCGAAGAGGAGGAUCUUGACGGUCACGAAUUAAUACCGUCCCCUGACAGUGGCAAGUCAACGGACAACGAGGCCGCUUUAUCUCCGAUCAAAAUACGAUCCGACGUUAAUGGGUUGGAUCACGAGGAUUGCGACGAAUUGAUCCAGGUCGAGAACACAGCUCAGGCCUGCAUCAUGCACGCCCUUAGCAUCGACUCGUCGUUGGAACUCAACUCCGACGCUAACUCAAGGGGAAGUUCUGGCCCGGUCAUGGCGUUGACUAAUGGAUCCUUGUCCGCGAAGGAAUAAAGUCAAAGGGAGGGAAGGAAAAAAGAAAG
This is a messenger RNA of Polistes canadensis, 958 nucleotides long. RefSeq lists its product as uncharacterized. NCBI's taxonomy places the organism in Eukaryota, Metazoa, Arthropoda, Insecta, Hymenoptera, Vespidae. Gene Ontology annotation, cellular component: nucleus. Gene Ontology annotation, molecular function: RNA binding. The record is from RefSeq and is a predicted model, not a curated record.